AUGUUCGAAGAUAUUCCUCUUUUACCUGCUGAUGCUUUAUUCGGUAUUAAGCAAAGAUACGGUCAGGAUGAUAGAGCCUUGAAAGUUGAUCUUGGUAUUGGUGCCUAUAGGGAUAAUGAAGGUAAACCAUGGGUUUUACCAUCUGUUAGAAAAGCUGAGAAAUUGAUUCAUGAAGAUCCAGAAUUUAAUCAUGAAUAUUUGGGUAUUACUGGUUUGAAAUCAUUGACCGAUGGUGCUGCAAAAGUUAUUCUUGGGGAAGAUUCUGCUGCUCUGAAGGAGGAUAGGGUAGUUUCUAUUCAAUCAUUGUCUGGUACUGGUGCUUUACAUGUUUCUGCUAAGUUUUUUUCAAAGUUCUGGCCAUCCAAGAAAGUUUACUUGUCAAACCCUACGUGGGCUAACCAUAAGACUAUUUACGAGGUCCAAGGGCUAACAACAUCAGUCUAUUCUUACUGGGAUGCGGCCAGCAAGACUUUGUGCAUCGAUGGGUUUGUUAAUGCCAUCAAGAGCGCCGACGAAGGUUCUAUUUUCGUUCUACACGCUUGUGCACAUAACCCUACUGGUCUUGACCCUACUAAGGAACAAUGGGUGAAAGUCAUCGACGCAUUACGCGAAGGUAAACACAUAGCUCUGUUCGACUCGGCAUACCAAGGUUUUGCCUCCGGUGACUUAGCUAAUGACGCUUACUCCGUUAGAUUAGGUGUUGAGAAAUUGAGUGAAGAACUUCCAAUCUUUAUUUGCCAAUCGUUUGCUAAGAACGUGGGUAUGUAUGGUGAAAGAGUCGGAUGUUUCCACAUCGUUCUACCUUUAAAAGAAACUUCAAAGACACUGGAAGAGACAAAAGCUGCCAUCUCAUCUCAAUUGGCAAGAAUCAUUAGAAGUGAGGUCUCCAACCCUCCUUCCUACGGUGCCAAAAUUGUAGCAAAGAUCUUGAACAACACUGAACUGACUCAACAAUGGCAUGAAGAUAUGGUAACCAUGUCGUCCAGAAUCAACGAGAUGAGAGAACAAUUGAAAAAUCACCUAACAUCAUUGGGGACCCCGGGGACUUGGAAUCACAUAACCGAACAAACCGGUAUGUUCUCCUUCACAGGGUUGACAAAAGAAAUGGUAGCAAGACUAGAGACAAACUAUGGUAUCUAUAUGGUGCCAAACGGUAGAGCAUCCAUCGCAGGGUUAAACACCGGCAACGUCAAGUACGUUGCCACCUCAAUUGAUGAAACAGUACGCCAGUUCUCCACUUAG
Messenger RNA from Tetrapisispora phaffii CBS 4417, 1242 nucleotides. RefSeq names its product aspartate transaminase AAT2 (gene AAT2). Bases 1 to 1242 code for a protein of 413 amino acids. The record is from RefSeq and is a predicted model, not a curated record. Gene Ontology annotation, molecular function: pyridoxal phosphate binding; L-aspartate:2-oxoglutarate transaminase activity. Gene Ontology annotation, biological process: L-aspartate biosynthetic process. Lineage: Eukaryota; Fungi; Ascomycota; Saccharomycetes; Saccharomycetales; Saccharomycetaceae. The transcript has a single exon. Gene Ontology annotation, cellular component: cytosol.